Peronospora matthiolae is the source of this 339-nucleotide messenger RNA. Lineage: Eukaryota; Oomycota; Peronosporomycetes; Peronosporales; Peronosporaceae. The record is from the annotation of a GenBank genome assembly.
AUGGAGAACCCCCAAGAAGAACAGUGGGUUGCGGUCAAGCGCUUCUUCCGCUACCUACAAGGCACCAAGAUGCACGGAAUCUGCUACAAGCCAAAUGCGAAGAUCGACUUUCGUGGCUACUCGGAUGCGGACUGGGAUGGUGAUUUUACCGACCGCAAGUCAACUUCGGGGUACAUGUUCAUGCUACUUGGUGUGCCAGUGAGUUGGGGCAGCAAGAAACAGCCAAGUGUUUCGUUGUCCAUGAGCGCACUCAGCUUGGCGAUUCAAGAGGGCAAGUGGAUUCAUCGUCUGCUUUGUGAGAUCAUGAUGGCUGCCAAUGAUAAGGACCGGAACUCAUGA